CGCCUCGCCCCCGCCCCCUGGCGCUGCGCGCACACGUCACGGUGGCGUCACGGCGGAGUUGCCAUGGCGGCGCUGAGCGGCCUGGCGUCGGCGCUGGAGUCUUACAGGGGCCGCGACCGCCUGAUCCGAACGCUGGGGUACUGUUGCCAACUGGUUGGUGGGGUCCUGGUGGAGCAGUGUCCGGCCAGGUCAGAAGUGGGGACGCGCCUGCUGACACUGUCCUCCCAACUCAGCCACUGUAGGACUGUCCUGCGACUCUUUGACGACAUGGCCAUGUUUAUCUACACGAAGCAGUAUGGCCUGGGGGCAGAGGAGGAAGACCUCUUUGUCCGCGGCGUAUCCGUCCUGGGCAACCUGGCAGAUCAGCUCUACUACCCCUGUGAGCACAUCGCCUGGGCUGCCGAUGCCAAGAUCCUCCGUGUGGACUCUGCCCGGUGGUGGACACUGAGCACGGCCUUCUGGGGCCUCUCCCUGCUGCUGGGCAUCGCCAGGUCAUUGUGGAUGGUCCUGAAACUGAGACAGAGGCUGAGGGACCCCGCGGUGGCCUUUACCAGCCGGCUGCCGCGGAGCAAGAGGAGGGCCUUGGAGGCCCAGGUUCAGUCGGAGGUGCUGACUCUCCUGAGCAACCUGGCCGAUCUGGCCAAUGCCGUGCACUGGCUGCCUCCGGGAGUCCUGUGGGCCGGCCGCUUCCCCCCGUGGCUGGUGGGCCUCCUGGGCACCGUCUCCUCCCUCCUCAGUGUGUACCAGGCCGUCCGGGCCGGUGACUGGACCGAGGCCACCGCCCCCUGACGUGGCCCGGGAGGUGUGGAUGCAGCCGGAACCCCACCGGAGGGCCCCCUCCCACAAGGCAGAAAUCACCGGGGCUGGGGCUGGGUCUUUAAUUGAGCGAGUCAAUGCCAGGUGUAGGGAGGUACGGCCCAGAGAACGCUCGAGCAGCCUUGGGGACAAGGCCAGGGUGGGGCAGGAUGUAGGCAGGGGUGAGGUCCCCCGAGUGCUGAGGGCUAGGGCCUUCCGGGCUCAGUGGGGGAGGCUGCUCUCAGGUCCAGAGUAGGGGUCUCCAGGCCUCACGUGCAGAGGAACCUCAGCAGACCCUCGCGCGGCCUGUGUCCUGCGUUCCAAUCAAGGCGAGCAGGAGAGCCCAGGCGGCGUGUGCCAGGCGGCCCUUCGGACAACGGAAACGAGGAUCAAUUAAAGGGUGUGCUGGUGCCAGG
Acinonyx jubatus (cheetah) is the source of this 1211-nucleotide messenger RNA. RefSeq names its product peroxisomal biogenesis factor 11 gamma (gene PEX11G). The transcript has 5 exons. The record is from RefSeq and is a predicted model, not a curated record. The coding region runs from base 64 to 789 and encodes 241 amino acids. Gene Ontology annotation, cellular component: peroxisomal membrane. NCBI's taxonomy places the organism in Eukaryota, Metazoa, Chordata, Mammalia, Carnivora, Felidae. Gene Ontology annotation, biological process: peroxisome fission.